Lachancea lanzarotensis is the source of this 3078-nucleotide messenger RNA. It is a transcript of the gene AHK1, whose product is annotated as LALA0S03e06920g1_1. The transcript has a single exon. The record is from RefSeq and is a predicted model, not a curated record. Lineage: Eukaryota; Fungi; Ascomycota; Saccharomycetes; Saccharomycetales; Saccharomycetaceae. Bases 1 to 3078 code for a protein of 1025 amino acids.
AUGGACUAUAGUAAAUCCAAGACCGAAACCCGAUUACUUCAGUCUCUGAACAAGUUCAUUGCACUACUAGCGUACUUAGGAACGCUACCGCCAAGUACAGCAACUGCCAAUGCAAAACUGUUGGCCAACUACUUGCGGCUAAACCUCUUGUCACGGCUCAGACACCUGCAGACUGUGUCCGAGGCAGAGAGGCCGCUGGACUCAAAAGAAAGAGACCUGCUGGUACAAUGGUGGAUUACGUUGCUCAAUUUCCUCAACAGUGACAGUCGAAGCCAGGAACAGGACGAAAUCCCACCUUUACUGACAAUUGAGGUAUGUUCUGUGGCUCUCGAGAGUGUCAGCCGGAUUUUGACACUCACUGGGCUUGCAUCCUCAAACCAGCGCGAACUUGACAUCACUGCAUAUCACACUCUCCUGAGUGUUCAUUAUGUCACCAACAGACUCAUUUCUAAUACCAAGAAACGCAAGUUUUUUGUUUCUAACAAACAGCUGCCCGCGGCUCAUGCAAAACAACAGCUGCGUUAUUACAAUCAGUAUAAUCAGCUUUUGAACUCUUUCAUGGGCAAAUUGAUGGCCUAUGCAUUUUUCUAUCUGGACGCCUCAUUUGAAUACGACUCAUUACUGCUGCGGUUUCUGGAGCCUAAUGUAUGUGUCGUAGAGCGUUCUUUUCCUGCAUUUCCUUGGAAAACCAAGGAUCAUAAAAUUAGUGGCCAAAGUUGCCCUCCGCGGUCCCUAACCACUUUGACCGAACAAGACAAGAAAAUAUUUCAAGUCGUUAUCUCAUAUUUGAGAAACGACACCAUUUUCAUGGCUUUUUACUGGCAUUAUUGGCAUAUAGCACUGUCUAGUUUGGCAGCGCACAAUAUUGAGAAAGUUGAUAAGGUUUCAAUACCAGGCUGUGAGGUCUUGAUUCGCUAUAUCAGCAAAAACCUUGACAGUGAUAUUGCAGCGUUCUCUCGAUUUCUGAAAUCUCAGGAAAAUGACUCCUUUCAGCAUACGCGACCAACGGGUCAAACAUUCCCGGUAACAAGUGAGCAGACUGAUAAUUUUGUUUUCGUAAACUUCAAAACGGUAAAACUGUGGGAGUGUAUUCGAUCACUUGUAGGUUGUCUUCAUCCAAACAUGUCUAAUUUACUUUGCAAUUGGAUAAAACUUCACGAUGGUAUUCUUCUCAGAAAGCUAGCCAAGAUUCCAGCUUAUGACCAUCAGCUAGGAAAUUUGAUUUACAAUCGGCUUCUACAGUUUGUCUUAUUCCAGUUUUAUUCUUUGGAACCUUAUUUAUUGGCAUUCAAUUGGCCAAAGUGGUGCCAAGGUCUCACUAGCAUGCUCCAAACUCUAAACGUGAAUUGCCAAUGCGUCGCAUUGGUCUCGCUUUUCAACAUCUGGGACUACAUCCCAACCGAUCAACAAGUGCAAAGCGAUAUAAUUACUACUUUGGUGAUUGAUUGGUGGGAAAACUUGGCUCAAGACACAAUCUUCGAUGUUGUGCGAAUUUUGUUUUUCAAGAUAGUCGUUUUCCGGUUACUGAGCUCAACUAAUGUCACUCUAGAAGUUUUGAAAACCCAGGUGGUAAAGAAACUUCAAGAAGCCUAUCUACGAGCAGUUUCUUUAGAGUUAGAAGUUCCGGCAGAGUUUCACCCGAGUUUAGCCACAGACGUCCUACUUUUUCACAUCAACCGGAAGGUGAUACUAUCGAAGUACGAUUCAACCUCCGAAGACUCUUUACUUAAAGAAUGUGAACUGAACAAUAACAACAACAACAACAAAGAAAAAGAAAGAAGUCUUCUACUUCCUUCGGUCAUAAUGACUGCUAAUGUGAGGCCAAUGUUUGUUUUAUCUCAAGGUCGAUACCCUUUCGAUAUUUUAGAUGAAAUGGUUCUGAAGGCUUCUAAGAAGGCAGCUAAGAAACGCAACCAAGAUUCCAAAUCUGACAGUAACCCUUCAAAAAACCUUUUAAGCAGCGGACCUAAUAACAGCAGCAAGAGCAGUAGUGAUCUUGCAGAAGAAGAAGCCGAUGGUUCUGUUGCUAGCGCUUUUGGGUCAUUCCUCUCGAAAUUUGGUAGUUCUAGCCUAAAAAAUUCAAAGAAGAGCAAGGGAUCACUCGCGGAACGUUUCACCAGAAGUACAAGCUCCGGAAGCUCAAGACUAGCAGGUGAACCUGUGUUGACUUUGGACGGUAAGCACGACUGUGAGUCAGCCGAAAUGAUCUCGAUGUUUUCUUCACUGUCCGGUGCCUCUUCAUUGUCCGCUAAUAGAAGUGGCUCAUCAUUGGAACUGCGAACUCAUCAAUCGAUAUCAAAAGAUUCAUUGACGUCACGUAGAUCCUCCAUUAAAGAUGAGCAUGACGACGUUGUACAGCCUCAAAAAAAGAAAAAGCUUUUAGCUCCACCAGAAUCGAAGUUUUCUGCAGAAAUUGUAAAAGCUGAGCCCAUCAGAUGGAUGUUUCGUACUAUUACAGUGCCUAUUUCUGGCUCGAUGCCAUCAGCAGUGCUAAGAGUACAGAAAGCUAACGACAAAUGGGGAAUAGUUACAGCCAAAAGCUACGAUAAACCACUCCCUCCAACGAACGAAAACUCCGGUGAAGGAUUAGUCGAUUUUGCUGAUCAUCCGUCUUUGGCGGGAGACAUCAACAGUUCCAAUGUGUCAGAGAGUCUUGUCAUGGGUUCCUGCAACGAUAACAGCAAAGGCUUCAUAUCAUCCCAGCCAAUGGUACCACAUCCAUAUUUGGUAGGCCUCGGACUUAGCCAAUCCACCUCAUCAAACCCUCAUGAUGGAGAUCAAUUCACGCUGACUUCUGCGAAGAGCGAAAAAUCAAUAGAAAAGAGAUUGGAGAAACAUAAUACUCCGAACGCACCAUCUGCUCAAAACACACCCUAUACAAUGAAGCAAGGGACGGAGCUCGGUAAAUUGGUCAAAAUGAUAACAGUUUUCAACGAUACUGUUUCCGAACGACUGCACUUUAUGGAUAUGGUACACUAUUCCGGUCAAAGACUCAUGUUGGAUCCCGAAUUAAGCACUUUUCGAAACUCUCAAAAUAGUCACAGAAAUCUGGACAAUGCUCGAAUUGAGUACAUGUAG